This is a messenger RNA of Arachis stenosperma, 3454 nucleotides long. RefSeq names its product TMV resistance protein N-like. Gene Ontology annotation, molecular function: ADP binding. The coding region runs from base 1 to 3204 and encodes 1067 amino acids. The transcript is spliced from 4 exons. Lineage: Eukaryota; Viridiplantae; Streptophyta; Magnoliopsida; Fabales; Fabaceae. Gene Ontology annotation, biological process: defense response; signal transduction. The record is from RefSeq and is a predicted model, not a curated record.
AUGGCAUCCGGGUCCUCUUCUGGUUCAAUUCCACCACCAACAAGAGCAUGCACCUAUCACGUGUUCUUGAGUUUUAGGGGUGAAGACACUCGCCGACGAUUCACUAGCCAUCUCUAUGACGCCCUCAACAGAAAGGGAAUCACAACCUACAGAGAUGAUAACAACCUUCGCAAGGGGGAUGUUAUUUCAGAUGAACUCCUCAAAGCAAUUGAAGAGUCUAUGUUUGCAGUCAUAGUUCUGUCACCAAACUACGCUUCAUCCACAUGGUGCUUGGAUGAGCUCUGCAAGAUCCUUGAUUGCAAGAACAACCUGGGGCUACAGAUGAUGACAGUGUUCUACGGAGUGGAACCUUCUGUUGUGAGGCAUCAAAUAGGGACCUUUCAGGAAGCUUUCAAGAAGCACGAAAAGAGACAAGACCGUGAGAAGGUUCAAAGAUGGAGGGAAGCGUUAAAACAAGUUGCUGAUUAUUCUGGAUGGACCUCCAAAAAUCAGGACGAGGCAGCACUUGUCGAGAAUAUUGCUCAACAUAUAUUUGAAAUAUUGAUUCGCAAGUUGCCAUCGUCAAUGAAAAAUCUUGUGGGGAUUGAAUCAAGAGUGGAACAAGUGAUUAGCCGAAUAGGCCUUGGAUUGAAUGAUGUUCGCUAUAUAAUCAUAUGGGGAAUGGGCGGCAUAGGUAAGACAACUAUUGCUAGAGUAGUCUUUGAAACUAUUCGAAGUAUAUUUAAAGAUAUUUGCUUUCUUGCCGACGUAAGGGAGCAAUGUGAGAAAAAAGAUAUUGUCCACAUACAAAAGCAACUUCUUGAUCAAAUGGGUAUUAAGUCAGCUGCUGUUUUUAGCGAGUAUGAUGGGAGAACAAUAAUUCAAAACUCUUUACGUCUCAAAAAGGUACUUCUUGUUCUUGAUGAUGUAAAUCAAGAAAAACAAUUAGAGAAUUUGGCUGGGGAGCAAGCUUGGUUUGGUCCUGGAAGCAGAAUAAUAAUUACAACUAGAGACGUUGAGGUGCUAAAGGAACCACAUGAAACUUGGAAGGUUGAAGGGUUAGUGGAUAGUGAAGCCUUUAAUCUCUUUUGUCUGAAAGCUUUUAAACAAGCAGAACCUGCAGAAGGGUUUUUGGAUUUGUCCCAAGAAGUGAUCAAGUACAGUGGUGGUCUUCCAUUGGCACUUAAAGUAUUGGGUUCCUAUCUUUAUGGUAGGUCUAUUGCGGUUUGGCAUAGUGCUAUUGAAAAGAUAAAGAAGUCUUCACAUUCUGACAUUAUUGAUGUAUUGAAAAUAAGCUAUGAUGGUUUAGAUUCUAUGGAAAAGGAUAUUUUUCUAGAUAUUGCUUGUUUCUUUAAAGGACGGCAGAAAGAUUAUGUAACAAAGAUAUUAGAUGGAUGUGGUCGUCAUGCUGUAAUUGGCAUUGAUGUUUUGAUUAAUAGAGCAUUGGUCACUAUAGAUAAAUAUGAUGAAUUGGGGAUGCAUGAUCUGCUUGAAGAAAUGGGCAAACUUAUUGUAAUUCAAGAAUCUCCAAAUGAUGCUAGUAAGCGUAGCAGAUUGUGGUGGUGUGAGGAUGUUGAUUCUGUACUUACUCAAAAGAAGGAAACUGAAGCAAUUCAUAGCAUCAUUCUACAUAAGGUGUAUAGGGAAACUGAACUGAAAUGGAGAGAUUUAUCUUUCUCAAAUAUGUGCAAGCUAAAGCUUCUCGUUUUAGAUUUUGUGGAAGCUCCCAUUCUCUGCGAUAUUCCUUGCACAUUAAAGGUUUUGCACUGGAAAUGUUGUCCAAUGGAAACUCUGCCCUUUACAGAUCAACACUAUGAACUUGUUGAAAUCCAUCUGCCUGAUAGCAAAAUUGUACAGUUAUGGGAUGGAAAGAAGGUUCUUAAAAAGUUAGAGCUCUUGAAUUUGUCUUGCUGCUACAAGCUGAAGCAAACGCCAGAUCUUUCUGGAGCUCCCGUUCUUAAAAUACUUAAUCUUGAGCAUUGUAGGGAGCUGAAUUAUAUUCACCCGUCGCUCACACUCCACAAAAGCCUUGUUGAAUUGAAUUUAACGGGAUGUUAUAGUAUUGAAACACUAGCAGAUAAAUUGGAGAUGUGUUCACUCGAGACAUUAGGUCUAGACUGUUGCACUCGUUUGAGAAGACUGCCAGAAUUUGGGGAACGCAUGAAACAGUUAUCGAUUCUUAUUCUGACAUAUACAGAUAUAGAAGAGGUACCCAGGACGCUUGGAAAUUUGGCUGGCGUGUCUGAGUUGGACUUAACUGGAUGUGACAAGCUUACUAGUCUACCCUUAACUGGAUGUUUCCUAAAGAAGUUGGAGCUACAUGGAUUCGUCGAGCUUAGUUGUCUUCCACACGAAGCUCCUGGGUUAGAGUCCCUCACAGUCACAGCUUAUUAUGAUGAGUUUGACAGCCCAAAUAUUGUUGGAUUUUUGAGUUCUCUCUCUUGCCUGAGUCUGACCUCUUUGAGUAGCCUGAAAUUAGAAGGAUGUUUUAGCACAUCUAGAGAAGAGUCGACCCUUUACUGCGAUCUUGGCCACUUAGCGCAGUUGACGAAUUUGGAUUUAUCGGAUAACUGUUUUAUAAGAGUUCCAUUAAGUAUCCAUCAACUUCCCAGACUUACAUGUCUAAAGCUAUCUUUUUGCGAUGAAUUGGAGGUUUUACCAGAGCUUCCAUCAAGUCUACGAGAAUUACACGCACAGGGUUGUGAUUCACUAGAUGCAUCAAAUGUUGAUGAUGUUAUAUCAAAGGCGUGUUGUGGCUUUGCAGAAUCAGCUAGCCAAGAUCGUGAAGAUGUCUUGCAAAUGUUGAUCACAGGGGAGGAAAUUCCAGCAUGGUUUGAGCAUCAGGAAGAAGAUGAGGGAGUAUCAGUCUCAUUCCCACUUAAUUGCCCUUCAACUGAAAUGGUCGCACUUGCUCUCUGUUUCCUAUGUGAAGGUAUCAAAGGUUUCAGAAGAUUCCAGCCUUCGGUGAUCUGCAACGGGAAAGAAUUCAUCAACGCGACUUCAUACCGGUUGUCUAGUAUAUAUAAUGUGUUCAUUGUGUGCGUGAACGGUUACUAUUUUAGUAAGCUGUUAUGCCAACACAAUCGCUUCCAAUUGUUAUUUCCAGAUGAUUACUAUUCUGAUAUCCGAGUACAGAGAUGUGGAGCACGUUGGGUGUGCAAGCAAGACAUUCAAGAUUUCAAGAAAACAAAAUCCCAAACAGGGAAAGGAAAAAGAAACUCUUGAAUGGAACAUGGACAUGAUCUCACAUUCUUCAACUUCUAGGAAUAAGAUGUUGGUGGUUGGCCCUCCACUGUGUGACGAAGAGGAAAAGCAUGGUGCCACAGCAGAGGGUGCUAUUGGCGGUUUGGCAUCUCGCAAAAGCUCUGACCCACCUGAACUCUUACUUCUCUUCCCUUUGCAUUCCCACAGCACUUGGUUCUCAUACUUGAUAAGCCUUUAAUAUGCUGUUUCUUUUCUUAAAACGGCUGCAUUU